AUGGCGACCAAGAGGAAAGUUUUACCUUCGUCUGCCAGUACUCCUCCUCCUCCUCGUUUAAAGCCUACUGCAAUUCGAACUCCUAUUUCGCGUCCUGCUUCUCCUUCAAAGUUACCCACAAAAGUUCGCAACGAAACGCUCUCGCCCACCUUCAAACCCCGUGUUCAAUCUACCGUCAAAUCAACACCAAUUCGUUCACAGACUCCGAAUUCUGCCCCAAAUACACCAGAGCUUCGCAAUCGGUCUCUGACUACCACCUCUGAAUCCGCUGCUCGCUACAACGAUGCAAGAACUCGCCAAGGAAGUGUCUCUUUACACCAUGCCGUCUCCUUCUCGUCUCUACAAAUUUCCACCCCGUCCUCCGUCUCCGAGUCUCCCCGCUUUUUUCCUUUUGACCAGUCAACGGCUUCUGACAAGGAGAAUCCAAUCUCUCCGACAAUUCGUAUCCGUUCCAAAGUCACCGGAAUUGCCAAGAGUGUCAGCAGCGACUAUACUUCUAACGGUUCAUCUACGCGUACUCCAAAGUCUCAUUCACGUACACCCUCCGUUACCUCAAACACAUCCCCAUCCUCCCCUCCAAUCCCUCAAUUCUAUCCCAUCACCACAGCUACGCCGGCCGCUAACCCCCACCGUUUUGCAACAGUGCGAACAAGCCCCCCGACCUCUCAUCCACCUUACCUACCCUUCCUUCGCCCAAACGGCGACCAGUUUAUAAACAAUGCAAAAAUAAACGGCGCGAAAGUAGACCCUACUUCAAUACCUUUGCCUCCCCAUUCACCCCCCACUUCUGCAUUGUCCUUCUCUUCAAAGUCUUCGGUGUCACAGUCUUCCGCAUCAUAUGGGGGAGAUUCUGCUGUAAGCAGUAGUUCUACGCAUCAGGAACUCGGAAGCCAACAACAGCUUCGCGCGACGCUGGAUACUCUCGUCCACUACACCUCAAUUAAUUCACCCGAUGACAAUUGGUCAGGCGACAGUGGCCAAGACAGAGAUACAGACGCUGGGGAGGACACUGCGGAGCGUAAAGUCAAGGCUGAAGCAAAAUCUAUCCGCAAGAUCGCUGAUUUAGAGAUUACAAACCGUUCGCUGCUCAGUAUAAACGCGUCACUUGAGGCAACGAAACAUCGCCAGGCAAAGGAAAUUCGAGAAUUACGUCGCAAACUCCGAGAAUCACGGCUUAUCCUCCCUCCUCGUGCGUACAGAGCAGUCAAGUCCUCUCUCGAACCCAACGAGGUGGCGGAUGAUGAAGAUGACGGAGAAGAUGAUGAGGAGGACGACGGAGACGCAGUUGAAGAUGGAGACGAAAUAUAUAAGCGGAUAAAAGCCGUCCUCGAGGGGUUGUUGGCGAACGGCAAACGAGCUCUGGAAAGAUCAACAACCGAAGGUGGCGCAAAGGUCCUAAGCGCCGAGGAAGUCCGCACAUGGCAAGGUUCCAGUGGCGAUAUAUCAGACCAUGAAACCCGCUCUUCUCGUGAUGAUGACAACAUCGGAACGCCUUUACCUCGACCUCCGUCAAACGAGUUAGGCUCUGAAGACGAGGUGGAGACCAUGAUGCUUUCUAGUUACUCUCCUUUGCAGAGCCCUGGGGCUCCACCCAUACUCGUCACAGAAUCCGUCUAG
Laccaria bicolor S238N-H82 is the source of this 1617-nucleotide messenger RNA. RefSeq lists its product as uncharacterized. The record is from RefSeq and is a predicted model, not a curated record. The transcript is spliced from 2 exons. NCBI's taxonomy places the organism in Eukaryota, Fungi, Basidiomycota, Agaricomycetes, Agaricales, Hydnangiaceae. Bases 1 to 1617 code for a protein of 538 amino acids.